Messenger RNA from Glossina fuscipes, 635 nucleotides. It is a transcript of the gene Rpp20, whose product is annotated as ribonuclease P protein subunit p20. The record is from RefSeq and is a predicted model, not a curated record. The transcript has a single exon. Lineage: Eukaryota; Metazoa; Arthropoda; Insecta; Diptera; Glossinidae. Bases 48 to 473 code for a protein of 141 amino acids. Gene Ontology annotation, molecular function: nucleic acid binding. Gene Ontology annotation, biological process: tRNA 5'-leader removal. Gene Ontology annotation, cellular component: nucleolar ribonuclease P complex; nucleus; ribonuclease MRP complex.
UUGCUUAGUUUAGAAGUGCUUAGAGGUGCCGUCUACUACGUAAAAACAUGGAAAAAGAAGUAAUAAAAGAAAUAAGUGGUCGUAGCACAAAUAAUAAGUAUUCCGUAAAGAAGAAGCCAUUGCCAAAAGUUAAACAGAGAAAAAACGACGUGUAUGUGACAAAUAAAACAAGUUUUAAAGCUCAGCAAAAGCGUUGUGAAGACCUAAUCAAUUCGGGAAUAAACGAAAUUUAUCUGCAUUGUGUUGGAAAUGCCAUCAAGCAAGGGCUAAACUUGGCCUUAACUUUGAUUAACAAUUCUAAUGGAAGUUUAUCGUAUGUGGUAUAUACAUCUACAAUUCGUUAUAUUGACGAAUUGCAUCCAUUGUAUGACGACGAAGAUAUAACGAUUCAAAAACGAAAUAACUCUGCCAUUCAUAUAAAAAUUUUCAGAAAUGCAAUCAUCCCACAAAAUUUGAAGGUUUCCUCCCCAUAGCUAAUUAAGAAACUUGAUAUAUUUUUAAAAAUGUCUUUACUGCUACUCACGCAGUUUAUCAUGAUCAGGGCUGGAAAUUAGUUAAGAUGAUGUUUGAUGACAUUAAGAAAAACGCAUAUCUAUAAAAAUAAAUGGCUCCUUGUCGAAUUGUGUUAAACUGAA